GCAUGGUUUAUUUACUUAUACGGAAAGAUGGCUGCGGCCAGUUUGACUGGUCUUUGCAGAAAAGUCUCAGGCUUCCUGAAGGCUUCCAGGUCGUUAAUAAGUCCUCAGACCCCUGCUAGCACAGGUUGCAGGUUUUCUCUUAGUCUGUUGCCUAAGAAUACACCAAAUGUCACAUCUUUUCACCAGUGUAGAUUACUUCAUAUCACGUUGUCAAGGAAAGGACUGGAAGAAUUUUUUGAUGACCCAAAGAAUUGGGGGGAAGAAAAAGUAAAAUCUGGAGCUGCAUGGACCUGUCAGCAGUUAAGGAACAAGAGUAAUGAAGAUUUACAUAAACUUUGGUAUGUCCUACUGAAAGAAAGAAACAUGCUUCUAACUCUAGAGCAGGAGGCCAAGCGGCAGCGACUGCCCAUGCCGAGUCCGGAGCGGUUAGAAAAGGUGGUAGAGUCCAUGGAUGCAUUAGAUAAAGUUGUCCAGGAAAGAGAAGAUGCCCUAAGACUUCUUCAGACUGGUCAAGAAAACGCUAGACCUGGUGCUUGGAGAAGAGACAUCUUUGGAAGAAUCAUCUGGCACAAGUUCAAGCAGUGGCCUAUACCUUGGUACCUAAAUAAAAGAUACAAUAGGAAACGAUUCUUUGCAAUGCCCUAUGUGGAACGUUUUACCAGACUGAGACUUGAGAAACAAGCCCGCAUUGAAGCAAGGAAGAAAAGUUUAGAGAAAAAGAAAGAAAAAUUUCUUCAAGAAAAGUUUCCACAUCUUUCUAAAGCCCAGAAGUCAAGUCUUGUCUAAGAUAUCUGAACUCUCACCAUUUUGUUUUUCUUGGAUAAGUCUAUAUACAAAAGUAAAUACAUAUUAAGUGGUUUAUAAAGAAAUUGUGUUUUUAGUCAAAUGAUUAUCAACUGUUUCAAAUGUUAAAUAUGGCAUGCGAAUUCUAGAAGUGCUCAUGCUUCAGCCAGUUUUUUUUAUAAAGUUCAGAUUAAAUUCCCAUUUUAUAAAUUGUGACAUCUAAUUAGACUUUAAUAUUACCUGUGUCUUAGAAUGGGAAAGAGAUGUCAACUGUUGUAGCAAAGACCAUAAGACAGCUUUUGAAAUUCAGGUAACAUUUUGACUACUAUUGUUAAUAGGAUAUCAAGGGGGUUUGGAUACUACUAUUAAUAAACAGUAAGUAUUUUCACUCAAAAUAAUGAUAAAUACAUUUAGUAUUUAAAGUAGCAAGUCACAACACACAACAAUCCAAAGAAGUAUUUUUGGAACGGCUAGUAAUUUUUAUUUAAUUUUGUAAGCCUAAGGUAAAAAGCAUAGGCAAUAAGUUUUACUAGUCAAUAAAAAGCAAUUCUACCAAUCCAUUGGUAAUUAAUAUACUAAAGAGAGUUGGAAAGCAUUUUACUGAAAGCAAAAUAUUUAGAGAAAAUAGACAUUUAUACAAAAUUAUAAAAUGCUUGUAAUAAGUGCAUUUCAAGGAAAGCACAAACUUAUUUUAAUUUAUAGAGCCAGUUAAAGCCUUAAAAAAUUUAAGUGGAAAUUGAAAUAUGCAAAAAUGUAUAAACAUUCUACAAAAGAUGGUCAUUCUUUUCCUGAGUUUACUAAAGCUAUGAAACGUAAGGUGACACAGGAAGGUAGAGGUUUGGGAACUCUUUUCAAGGACAUUUCCUUUCUACACACUGCUUCCCUCCUUCUUCGUAUUCUUGUUUGGAAAUCCACAUCUGUUGAAAGGUGCCC
Molecule: messenger RNA, 1716 nt
Organism: Equus quagga
Lineage: Eukaryota; Metazoa; Chordata; Mammalia; Perissodactyla; Equidae
Gene: MRPL47
Product: mitochondrial ribosomal protein L47
Exons: 7
Coding region: 28-786 (252 amino acids)
Biological process (GO): mitochondrial translation
Cellular component (GO): mitochondrial ribosome; mitochondrial large ribosomal subunit
Molecular function (GO): structural constituent of ribosome
Source: RefSeq, a predicted model, not a curated record